CUGAUCUGGUCCUGAUCUGGUUCUGAUCCGGUUCUGAUCCGGUUCUGAUCAUGCUCUCUGUCUGCUGCGCAGGUCUGCACCUGCAGCCAAGAAGAAGGAGACACCCAGCAUCUUCUCGUCCAAGUCGGCCUUCUCUGAAAAGAGCAACGAUAGCGACGGCUCCGGGUCGGACAGCGAAGGCGACGCCGCCCCAAAGUUCUCCACCUACUCCAGCAGCUCGGCGUUUGACAAAAUCUCACCAGCAAAGAAAGCUGCAGCUAAGAAAGGUCCAGAAGCGGCGCCCAAACCCAGGAAACCAGCAGCACCCAAAGCAAAGAAACCAGAUAAAUCCAUCUGGGACUCGGACUCGGACACCGGCGCCAAGAAGCCAGCAGCUGCUCUCAAAGGUAAAGUCCGAGGAAAGAAGAGGAAGGACUCCGGGUCCGAAGACGAGUACAGCCCCAUGA
Messenger RNA from Cyprinodon variegatus (sheepshead minnow), 446 nucleotides. Its product is annotated as serine/arginine repetitive matrix protein 1-like. Lineage: Eukaryota; Metazoa; Chordata; Actinopteri; Cyprinodontiformes; Cyprinodontidae. The record is from RefSeq and is a predicted model, not a curated record. Bases 51 to 446 code for a protein of 131 amino acids. The transcript is spliced from 4 exons.